AUGGAAGACCUCUUCCCACUACGGCCUGACGGCUCACUCGACGCUAAGGCCACUGCCAGGCAAUUCGCAUCUUUUGAGAAAGAAAUCCAAAGUUCCAUCGAUGAUCCGUCUAAACUCAAUGCAGCGCGCAAACGGCUUGUGGACGUAUCUCUCCAGCUAACAAAUUUGGCUGCCUGCCUGCCUCGAUUUGACAGGGAGCGCUAUGGCAACAAACUCGAGCGACUGCUCGCUGCGAUACAAGAGCGGGAGCUCCGUAAUGCACCGGCGGGCCAGAAACGCUUUCACUUUACACGAAAACCUCCAAAGCAACAGAAACCUCAAGCAUCAACACCACUAGCGGCGCCCUGCGCCGCUGUCACACCAGCAAACGCACUGGCCAGCACAUACCAGGUCGUACGGGUCGGCCCUGCGGAUACGCACUUCGCAGAUAUGCGCAAUUGCCAGCUGCUCAGCGAGGCGACUGCGCCGGUUACGACUUCCGCCCUGCAUCUGCAACGUAUCGUGGCAUCCUCCGUGAAGCUACGGCCAAUUCCGUUUGAGCACGGCAGUCUCUACAUCGAGGACUGCGAAGACGUUACCUUUAUGCUUGAAUGUCCGCCUGAAUCCGAUAUCCAGAUCAGAUUGCGCUGCCUCCGCAACUGCAAAUUGUGUAUUACUCGGCCAGACGCUGUGGCCCAGAAAGUCGUCUUAGAACGCUGCACGGAUUGCAUCUUCGAGAAAUCUUCGCAAGAGAAGGUUUUGAUCCAAGAUUUUGGUAAUCUGGGAUUUUUGGACUCGCAGCCUACUAAUUACAGCUUCGCCUCCUGGGUCUAA
This is a messenger RNA of Eremothecium gossypii ATCC 10895, 813 nucleotides long. RefSeq names its product GTPase-activating protein CIN2 (gene CIN2). The transcript is spliced from 2 exons. Bases 1 to 813 code for a protein of 270 amino acids. Gene Ontology annotation, cellular component: cytoplasm. The record is from RefSeq and is marked provisional. Gene Ontology annotation, biological process: tubulin complex assembly; post-chaperonin tubulin folding pathway. NCBI's taxonomy places the organism in Eukaryota, Fungi, Ascomycota, Saccharomycetes, Saccharomycetales, Saccharomycetaceae.